Octodon degus (degu) is the source of this 2065-nucleotide messenger RNA. It is a transcript of the gene Alox15b, whose product is annotated as arachidonate 15-lipoxygenase, type B. Gene Ontology annotation, biological process: lipid oxidation; linoleic acid metabolic process. NCBI's taxonomy places the organism in Eukaryota, Metazoa, Chordata, Mammalia, Rodentia, Octodontidae. The transcript has 14 exons. Bases 32 to 2065 code for a protein of 677 amino acids. Gene Ontology annotation, molecular function: iron ion binding; protein binding; arachidonate 15-lipoxygenase activity. The record is from RefSeq and is a predicted model, not a curated record.
AGGCUGCAGACCGCCAGCCUGGGCUGGUACCAUGGCCAAGUUCAGGGUGAGGGUGUCCACUGGGGAGGCCUGCGGGGCUGGCACUUGGGACAAAGUGUCCGUCAGCAUCGUGGGGACCCAGGGAGAAAGCCCCCCACUGCCCCUGGAUCACCUAGGGAAGGAGUUCACUGCGGGCGCUGAGGAGGACUUCGAGGUGACGCUCCCAGAGGACGUGGGCCGGGUGCUGCUGCUGCGCGUGCACAAGGCGCCCCCGCCACUGCCCAGGCCGCUCGGGCCCCUGGCCCCAGACGCCUGGUUCUGUCGCUGGUUUCGGCUGGAGCCGCCCUUGGGCUCCCCGCUUCUCUUCCCCUGUUACCAGUGGCUGGAAGGGGCAGGGACGCUAGUGCUGCGGGAAGGGGCAGCUAAGGUCUCCUGGGCAGAUGACCUCCCCGUACUGGAGCGCCAGCGCCAGGAGGAGCUGCAGGCCAAGCAAAAGAUGUACUGGUGGAAGACCUACCUCCCAGGCUGGCCUCAUUGCCUGGAUGAGGAGACUGUGAAAGAUCUGGACCUCAACGUCAAGUACCCUGUAGUCAAGAAAACCAAAUUUUCCUUGAAAUUAGGCUCUGGGGUUGCAGAGCUAAAACUCAAGGGGCUGCUGGACCGCACAGGGCUUUGGAGAAGUCUGAGGGAGAUGAAAAGGAUGCUCAACUUCCGAAGUUCUCCAGUAGGCGAGUAUGUAUAUAAACACUGGCAGGAGGACUCCUUCUUCGCCUCCCAGUUCCUGAAUGGACUCAACCCUGUCCUGAUCCGCCGCUGUCGCUUGCUCCCAAAGAACUUCCCAGUCACCGAUGCCAUGGUGGCCCCAAUGCUGGGCCCUGGGAACAGCCUGCAAGCUGAGCUGGAGAAGGGCUCCCUGUUCUUGGUGGAUCAUGGCAUCCUCUCCAGCAUCCAAACCAAUGUCAUCAAUGGAAGGCCUCAGUUCUCAGCAGCCCCAAUGACCCUGCUGUACCAGCACCCAAGAGGUGGACCCUUACUGCCUCUUGCCAUCCAGCUCAGCCAGACUCCGGGGCCAAACAGUCCUAUCUUCCUGCCCAGUGAUGAGAAGUGGGACUGGCUGCUGGCUAAGACCUGGGUGCGCAAUGCUGAGUUCUCUGUGCACGAAGCCAUCACACACCUGCUGCACGCGCACCUGCUGCCCGAGGUCUUUUCCCUGGCCACACUGCGCCAGCUGCCCCAGUGCCACCCACUCUUCAAGCUGCUGAUUCCACACACGAGGUACACCCUGUACAUUAACACGCUGGCCCGAGAGCUGCUCAUCGCCCCCGGGAAGGUGGUAGACAGGUCCACAGGCCUUGGCAUUGGAGGCUUCUCUGAGCUGAUCCAGAGGAACAUGGAGCAGCUGAACUACUCAGUCCUUUGUCUUCCUGAAGACAUCCGAGACCGUGGAGUUGAAGAUAUCCCAGGCUACUACUACCGAGAUGAUGGCCUGCGGGUCUGGGAGGCAGUGGAGCAAUUUGUCUCUGAAAUAAUCAGCAUCUACUACCCAAGCGAUGAGUCUGUCCAAGAUGACCAAGAGCUUCAGGCUUGGGUGAGGGACAUCUUCUCCAAUGGUUUCCUAGGCCGAGAGAGCUCAGGUAUGCCCUCCUCACUGGACACCCGGGAAGCUCUGAUCCGGUACACCACCAUGGUAAUAUUCACCUGCUCAGCUAAGCAUACAGCUGUCAGUUCAGGGCAGUUUGAUUCCUGUGUUUGGAUGCCCAACUUGCCAUCUACCAUGCAGCUGCCACCACCCACUGCCAAAGGUCAGGCAAGGCCUGAGGGUUUUGUAGCCACCCUCCCUCCAGUCAAUGCCACGUGUGACAUCAUCAUUGCCCUCUGGUUGCUGAGCAAGGAGCCUGGAGACCGAAGGCCCCUAGGCAUAUACCCAGAUGAGUACUUCACAGAGGAGGCCCCAAGGAGGAGCAUUGCCACCUUCCAGAGCCACCUGGCCCAGAUCUCCAGGGACAUCAGGAAGCGGAACCAGGACCUGAAGCUGCCUUACACCUACCUGGACCCUCCCCUCAUUGAGAACAGCGUCUCCAUCUAA